Molecule: messenger RNA, 383 nt
Organism: Dreissena polymorpha
Lineage: Eukaryota; Metazoa; Mollusca; Bivalvia; Myida; Dreissenidae
Exons: 4
Coding region: 57-383 (108 amino acids)
Source: RefSeq, a predicted model, not a curated record
GUUUUAUUUAUUCCACUUCUGCGUUUGAAUUACACUUCAAAUAAUAAGAGGAAAUUAUGAACACCAUGAAUCUACUUAUCGUUACCUGCAUCGUCCUUGCACUUGUGUGCCAGUGUGCCGCCAAGCCUGCAAAACCGUGUUCAAAGGAGACCGAAUCCGAGGAAAGCAAUAGCGGAUGCGACUCAAGUUCCCAUGGGACCGAUUCCGAUGAUUCAACGUAUAAAGUCGUCAUAAACAUUAUAGAUGGAGGCAGUAGCAGUUCAAGCUGUGAGGAUGGAUGCCCUGAUUGCUCAGUAACGGACCAUGCUCAGUGCAACGAAGAGACCAAACAAUGCGAAUGUAAAUUCGAUGGCGAGUUCCCCAAUUGCUACAUCAAAGAUUAG